Molecule: messenger RNA, 762 nt
Organism: Dictyostelium purpureum
Lineage: Eukaryota; Evosea; Eumycetozoa; Dictyosteliales; Dictyosteliaceae
Exons: 3
Coding region: 1-762 (253 amino acids)
Biological process (GO): tRNA modification
Molecular function (GO): tRNA guanylyltransferase activity; magnesium ion binding
Source: RefSeq, a predicted model, not a curated record
AUGGCAAAUUCAAAGUACGAAUAUGUAAAGUCAUUCGAACAACCUGACCAUUUACUAAAAAAUGUUUAUAUAGUUGUUCGUAUUGACGGCAGAGGAUUCCACAAAUUUACAACAAAACACGACUACAACAAACCAAAUGAUGAUAGGGGCUUAGCAUUAAUGAAUAGAGCUGCAUUAGAAGUUUGUAAAGAAUUUCCAGAUAUUAUAAUAGCAUUUGGUGAAAGUGAUGAAUAUAGUUUUGUUUUUAAAAAAAAUUGUAAUUUAUUCGAAAGAAGGUCAAGUAAAAUAUCUUCUUCAAUUGUAUCUUAUUUUACUAGCCAAUUUGUAUAUAGAUGGAAAGAAUAUUUUGGUGAUCACGAAUUAAAAUAUCCACCCACUUUUGAUUCAAGAUGUGUUUUAUAUCCAACUGAUGAAAAUAUAAAGGAUUAUUUAAGUUGGAGACAAGCAGAUACACAUAUUAAUAAUUUAUACAAUACAUGCUACUGGGCAUUGGUUUUAAAAGGAAACAAAACAGCGGUAGAAGCAGAGGAAACUUUAAGAGGAACCUUUUCAGACGAAAAAAAUGAAAUGUUAUUUACCAAAUUCGAAAUCAACUAUAACAAUUUACCACAGAUUUAUAGAAAGGGCUCUGUAAUUUUUAGAAAAAUGCUUCAAGAAACAAAUGAAAGUGGUGUAACAAAAUCUAAAAAGAGAUUGGUGGUCGAACACAUUGACAUUAUUGGGGAAAAGUUUUGGAAAGAAAAUGAUAUUUUAAAAAAUUAA